AUGGCCGACUUAGAUGCGUCAAAAGUUAAAGAAAACGAAAAAGGACAAGAGGUAGCUUUACAAGAACCACAAAGUAAUAGUGAAUCCAAUAACAGCAGCCCCACAAUUUCUCAACAACCAGAUUCAAAACAGAAUUCAAUAGCUGUUGGAGAUAUAGCCACACAAGACAUCGGAACUGAGUUGAAACAACAAAACGCUGACGAUGAUGUCGUCAAAGAAGAAGCAAUUAAUCCGACCAAUGAGUCACUACAAGCUAGUUUUGAUCAUUUAAAUAAUGCUAACCAAAAUUUUAAUCGAUGUGUUAAUCUUAAUCUAAAUGAUGCUAAUCUAAAUGAUGCUAAUCCAAAUGAUACUAAUCCAAAUAUUAUUAAACCGCCUUAUAAUACAAUAUGGUUUUACAAUCGAGAUGAACCCUACUAUGAAUUUACAAAUUUCAAAGAAAAUUUUCCUAUAAAAGCAGCACUUGUACCACGUCCAGGCAGUGCACCCGAAGUUAAAAGUUGGCCAACAAGUGAACACUUAUUUCAGGCUGCCAAGUUUCAAAACACCAGAAGAGAAAUUUGUGACCUGAUCAGAAAAUGCUAUAAACCCAGAGAUGCUUUUAAUAUGGCGAGAAGAUAUCAACAAUUCACGGAUCCAAAUUGGCAUGAAAUAAAUGUAAACGUAAUGGAAUGGGUUGUCAAGAAAAAAUUUGAACAACAUCCGAUAUUGGCCAAACGAUUAUUGGAAACUGGUGAUAAAAUAUUGGUAGAACAUACAGAGCUUGAUAGAUUCUGGGGUGACGGUGGUGAUGGUACUGGUAGUAAUAUGCUUGGAAUAAUCUUGAUGAAUGUUAGAAAAGAAUUGAGGGAUUCUAAUUAUUUGGAAAAAUUAGAAAAAUCUCGUCGUAAGUCAGUAGAAGGUGUCACCACUACGAAUAACGAGAUGUAUUCAUCACAUUCAGAAACAUCUUCGACCAAUUCUUUAUCAAUAAAUAAUAGCAAUGAUGGUGAUGAUGAUUCACCAAAUAAUAUAAAUCCGAUUCAACAACAACUUCAUCAACACCAGAUUCAACAGCAAAUUCAACAAGAGCUUGAUCAACAGGCACAAUUGCUUCAACAAUUACAACUACAGCCACAAAUUAUCACACCAACACCAACACCACCACCACAACUUCUUAUGACCGGUGAUGGCUUAAUCAUUGACCAAAGUCUAACUAUGCAAAAUAGCCCCGCUGCAUUCUAUUACGGGUAUCCAUCCUCACCAACUCCACCACCGUCAAAUCCACAAAAUCACCCGCCCUACAAUCCAUAUAGUUAA
Molecule: messenger RNA, 1299 nt
Organism: Entrophospora candida
Lineage: Eukaryota; Fungi; Glomeromycota; Glomeromycetes; Entrophosporales; Entrophosporaceae
Source: the annotation of a GenBank genome assembly